Molecule: messenger RNA, 1111 nt
Organism: Cheilinus undulatus (humphead wrasse)
Lineage: Eukaryota; Metazoa; Chordata; Actinopteri; Labriformes; Labridae
Gene: mrto4
Product: MRT4 homolog, ribosome maturation factor
Exons: 9
Coding region: 190-909 (239 amino acids)
Biological process (GO): nuclear-transcribed mRNA catabolic process; ribosomal large subunit assembly; rRNA processing
Cellular component (GO): preribosome, large subunit precursor; nucleolus
Molecular function (GO): RNA binding
Source: RefSeq, a predicted model, not a curated record
CUUGCAUGUUGUCCUUCUACAGUCUGUGGUUGUCGCUUUGGUUUACACGCCCCCUAGCGGUGGAAAUGUCCAAAAUCCCAAAUACAUCAGACAGUCAGGCACAGCACGGCCACCUUCACCAAACAGAAACAUUUGAGGUCCUUCUACUUCACGUGUGCGUCUGCUGCUCUGCCAUCGUGAGAGGAAACCAUGCCGAAGUCAAAGAGAGACAAGAAAAUUUCUUUAACGAAGACAGCCAAGAAGGGGCUGGAGUUAAAACAGAAAUUAAUCGAGGAGCUACGGAAAUGUGUCGACACCUACAGAAACCUGUUCAUAUUCUCCGUGGAAAAUAUGAGGAAUAACAAACUAAAAGACAUUAGGACAGCAUGGAAACACAGCAGGUUCUUCUUUGGCAAAAACAAAGUCAUGGUGGUUGCUUUGGGUAAAGGAGAAACAGACGAAUACAGAGAUAAUUUGCACAAGGUUAGCAAGUUUCUACGAGGAGAGGUUGGAGUACUUUUCACAAACAAAACAAAGGAAGAAGUACAAGAGUAUUUCAGCCAUUUCAAAGAGGUGGAUUAUGCACGUUCAGGCAACGUGGCACAGAUGGACGUAACACUGGAUGAGGGACCCCUGGAACAGUUUACCCACUCAAUGGAGCCCCAGCUGAGGCAGCUAGGACUCCCAACAGCACUCAAGAAAGGUGUGGUGACACUGCUAAAGGAUCAUGAAGUUUGUAAGGAGGGAGAUGUGCUAACUCCGGAGCAGGCUCGUAUUUUGAAACUGUUUGGCAUUGAGAUGGCAGAAUUCAAGGUGCAGAUCAAAUGCAUGUGGAAUUCAGAAACAGGCGAGUUUGAGAACAUUGCCGGAGAGGAAGAGUCUAUGGAAGAUAAUGAGGAAGAGGACAACGAUGAUGAAAAUGCAGAAUGAAACAUCUGCCAGGCUGGGAACCUGGAAGCCUGAUUUUACAGUCAUUUUCACCAAACUUCAACAGCAGAGUGACUUUGUUAAAGAAAACCUUCAUUCUAACCACCAUUGCUGCCCCAGGAGUCUUUGUAACCUCCUAUAAAUCAAUGCAGAACAUGAACUUCUGUCCUUCAUAUAAUUUUUUAAGUAAAUGUGUGAGAUUGGA